AUGGCUCUACGUGCUCCAUGGAACAAGGGCUGGGUUCGCAUUGCGAUGCCGGUUGCCUUACUGCUUGUUCUACUCAACACAUUUGCCGUUCUUGCGCUUGCCAUCUUCAACGUCGCCGCUCUGGAUCUCUCCGACCAUGACAAACCGGACAGCAUCCAAGCGAGCACCUUUGCAGUCAGAGUGUAAGUCACCGCAGCCUCAAAAUAUCAAACAACCAUCAAACAACUAUCAAGGCAAUGCUGACAUCUCUCAGACAACUCGUCUUCUUCUGGUGCACCAUCCCACUCGUCCUCUUCAUCACGACCGUCUGCGAGAAGUUCUGCCUCUGGGCCGACCGACUGAGUCCCAUCCGGAUCGUCACAUCCUCCGCACUCGCCAUCGCAGCAUGGAUAGUACAAAUCGCACUCUGGGAUCAAUGCAUCAGCAGCGUCGGCUCCGCCAAUACACCAGGCUACUGUCCGUACGUCUACCAAGGCGACGGAUGGGGUACUUAUCCUUCCUGGGAGGUCGCAAGUCCCCACGGAGCCGUCGACGCCAUUCCGACGCUCUUCAUCCUCUACCUCUUCCCGCUCUGCUUCGCGAGCAUCGUCAUGAACCGCCAACGACGAACCUCUUUCCGGAAAUCCGACAUGCGACAAUCCUGGGUGCGACAGAUGGAAGAGGCAGCUUCAGAGUCCGCCCUCAUCAGCCCGGAGCAGCAAGGCCGGUUCACUUCUCCCGUUCUGAGGCCUAGCGAAUUCGAAGCUACCCUUCCACCACGACCGCGAAAAGAUACCAUCUCAGGUGAAAUCGCCCUCAGUCCCUUCGACAACGCCGGCCAGGCAAGAGGCACCCCCUUCUGGUCCGACAACUUAGCCCUCAGCCCGCUAGACAUCCCAACCCGCUCUCGAAGCAGCAGCACAGCCUCCAACAUCAACUCCGACGACCGCGGCGGCCCCGUCACUUCCCUCUCCGCCGGCAACCGCUCCCGAAGCAGCACCUAUUCCCAACCCGACCAACCCUCCCUCUCUCCCACCGAAUCCAGCAAUCCCCGCGCUUCCCACAAACACCGCUCCCGCGCAAGCACCGUCUCCUCUUCCCGGGGAAGAUACUACAGCGGCGUCUCCGCCACGGACAUCCCACUCCCGGAUGAACCCCUCCGAACCUAUCCCGCCGACGAGAGCAAGUCCACAGAAAGGAGAGCCUCGAGGAGUCAAUCGAAUUUGAACCUCGCGUACGUGAAGAGUCUGCCGGAGAUUCUGCCGCCUUUGCCCUUGAAAGGGCGCAAUUCGAAGUAG
Messenger RNA from Lecanosticta acicola, 1277 nucleotides. The record is from the annotation of a GenBank genome assembly. Lineage: Eukaryota; Fungi; Ascomycota; Dothideomycetes; Mycosphaerellales; Mycosphaerellaceae.